Clarias gariepinus (North African catfish) is the source of this 791-nucleotide messenger RNA. It is a transcript of the gene atp5po, whose product is annotated as ATP synthase peripheral stalk subunit OSCP. Gene Ontology annotation, molecular function: proton-transporting ATP synthase activity, rotational mechanism. Gene Ontology annotation, biological process: proton motive force-driven mitochondrial ATP synthesis. The transcript is spliced from 7 exons. Bases 42 to 671 code for a protein of 209 amino acids. The record is from RefSeq and is a predicted model, not a curated record. Lineage: Eukaryota; Metazoa; Chordata; Actinopteri; Siluriformes; Clariidae.
CGCAUGCGCAGUUAUUUUGACCUACACAGUCGCAGGAGAAAAUGGCAGCGCUUGGUCUGGGGCUGCAGGUGCGGCAGUUGAGCACGUCGGUGGUCAGACCGGCUUCCAAAUUGAUUAAGCCCCCCAUCCAGGUGUAUGGAGUGGAAGGCCGUUAUGCCACUGCUUUGUUUUCUGCAGCCAGUAAGCAGAAGAAUCUGGACAAAGUGGAACAAGAGCUGGGUCGUGUGUCUACCCUGAUAAAGGAUCCUAAGUUGUCCAGCAUUGUGUUGAAUCCCCAUGUCAAGCGCAGCAUUAAACAGAAGACUGUCAAUGAUGCUUUGACCAAGGCCAAGGUCUCCCCAAUCACAAUGAAUUUCAUCAAUGUGCUUGCUGAUAACGGUCGCCUGUCCCUGACUCCUGAAGUCAUUACUGCUUUUGGCAAAAUGAUGAGUGCUCACAGGGGAGAGGUCACCUGCUCGGUCACUACUGCUCAGCCCCUGGAUGAGGCUAAUCUUGCUGAGUUGAAGGUAGCACUCAAUGGGUUCCUGUCAAAGGGAGAGACCAUCAAGCUUGAGACCAAGAGUGAUCCUUCCAUUCUCGGGGGCAUGAUCGUCAGUAUCGGUGAUAAAUAUGUGGAUAUGUCCACAAAGUCAAAGAUCCAGAAGCUUACCAAGCUGAUCAGGGAUACUUAAGUCCUGUGGACUGACCAGAACCAGUCAAAUGUAGACGAAAACAAAGGAGCUCCUGUCCCACUUACAUGUGACUGAACUAUUGUCAUCUUGCAUUGAUAAAUAAAUAAUCUUUAACAUUUA